Molecule: messenger RNA, 1835 nt
Organism: Zophobas morio
Lineage: Eukaryota; Metazoa; Arthropoda; Insecta; Coleoptera; Tenebrionidae
Exons: 2
Coding region: 75-1835 (586 amino acids)
Source: RefSeq, a predicted model, not a curated record
GUUUUUCUCUUACUUGUGUAAAAAUAAGUGUGUAGUUAAAAACCUGCGGUCUGUUAGUGACUUAAAUUUGAAGAAUGGAGAAAAUUGAGACUUUUAAAAAACGGGCCGGAACAACUGACAAAGGCAGAGAUUAUGAGGAUGUGGUUCUCGCCAAUGUUGUACUAAGACUAUUAAACGACCCCAGAGUAAAAACGUUCCAGAUCUCAUCAAAUGAUGAUGAUUUUGGGGCGUUUGAUGAUCUGGUCGUUAAGCUUGCAUCGGAUAAGGAAAACGACAUUCAAGUUAAAGCGGUGCAGUUAAAACACACCGAGAGGAAAGUACUCUCUCUCGAAAAUUUGCGAGCCGUAAAAGGAGACUUCAGUAUUAAAAAAUACUACAAAAGUUACACAGAAAUUGAGAAACAAAUAGAUGAACUGAUUUUGUUCACAAAUAGGCCGUUUAAUCCUCCCGACAACGCAACCUUCCAACUUGAGGGCGAAGGCUUUUACGUCAAGCUUACUAAAAGAGAAGUUAGCUCAGACAUUUCAGAAAAUGUUAGUCACGUUUAUCAGUUUGAAAUAGUAGAUGACCAAACGACAGUGGAGAAUUUUCAAAAAUAUCAGGAGUUUUUUCGCAAGUUUUUUCUCUAUACCGACCAAGAAAAUUGUGAUACUCUGGAAAAAAUAACGGCUAACAAAUUCAAGACAACAUAUUGUUCAGAUGACGAAACAUUCGGUAAAUUCCUCAAAACAGUUGCUAAGUGGAACGUCCAAGAUGGUAAGAAAGAAAAGAUUGAUAAAAAAUGGGCGCAGCUUGUACUUUCGCUGCACCUUCUGUCCUCUCAUACUGAGUCUCUAUCUUUCGGUCCAGUUAAUGAGAAAAUGAAAAUUUUUCGGGAAGCGAUUUCCUUCUUUGAUGUCACACUGAUUGAAGACAAAUCGGUCGAAACGGUUAAGCAACUGUGGGGUGAUGUUGGAAAGGAAAAAACUAUUGACUUUAAGGAAUUAAAUAAAGUUAGAAAGAAAUAUCUACCUUCUCUCGCACAUAUUAAUGCCACCGACAUCGACACCAUAGAUCCCAAAGCGUUCACUCAACUAUUGUGGCUAACGGACGAUUGUCCAUUAAUUUUACGUGAAUGGGAAAAGAUGAAAAAUAUAUUACAGCUGUGUCCCGAUAAAAAAUUCGUUUUGGUUGGCGGAACUAAAGAUGAGGAAUGGAUGAAAAAGGAUUCCGUGUUUCAAAAUUUGUCAGACUUGAGUUUGAAGCCCGAAAUUCUAAAUAUAAUGAAAAAUUUUACCAUUUCCAUUCAGGGAAAGGGCGAACUUGAUCUUUUAACAUCUUUUGGCAGUGAUGAAGAUAUUUUCAAAACUGUUUCAACUGAUACCCUCGUCGAAAUGCUGAACGGUACAUGUUGUGUAGGAGGAACAAAGGAAACACUAGCCGAACCUUAUAUAGAACGCUAUAUUUCGCGAAAUGUCGUUGAUAAUACAUAUUUAGAAAAAGUUCACGAAAACACAAUUAUUAUUUUAAAUUCUGCCAAUAAUUUAGACAAAGUUAAAAGCAAACUCGAUAAAUGUGAAUUAAUUGACAUUAAUAACUUCUUACUGAAAAAAAAUCAGAAUGCCGAAAAUCUAACAAAUAAUGACGUUAACGUUAAUGAACCGAACAGAAUUUACGUAGGUAACAGAAAAAAAAAACAGUUAAAUUCUAAUCUAAACGACAACAAAUAUAAUUCUCGUUUUGAUAAAUCAAGUUUUGCCAACACAGUUUACGUUGGUUCUAGACAUUAUAAUAACUUCAACAAAUUUAUAACGAGCACAGAAAGACAAAACAAUUUCAUUAUUUUAAAAUUUUGA